Acanthopagrus latus (yellowfin seabream) is the source of this 4266-nucleotide messenger RNA. RefSeq names its product PR domain containing 1b, with ZNF domain (gene prdm1b). Lineage: Eukaryota; Metazoa; Chordata; Actinopteri; Spariformes; Sparidae. Gene Ontology annotation, cellular component: nucleus; cytoplasm. The transcript is spliced from 7 exons. Gene Ontology annotation, molecular function: RNA polymerase II cis-regulatory region sequence-specific DNA binding; DNA-binding transcription repressor activity, RNA polymerase II-specific; histone deacetylase binding. Gene Ontology annotation, biological process: cell fate commitment; regulation of transcription by RNA polymerase II. The record is from RefSeq and is a predicted model, not a curated record. Bases 737 to 2875 code for a protein of 712 amino acids.
AGCAGAUUGCUCAUUAAGUGCCAAACCAAGCAAAAGUCUAUGAGUGUGUUUUUCAGUGGCAACAGGCCAGCCAUCUGCUCUUCCUUUAUUCAUUCAUUAACAUGUCUUCUUUGUGUGUGCGUGGACUUGUGUGUAUGUGAGUGUGAGUGUGUGUGUGUGUGUGUGUGUGUGUGUGUGUGUGUGUGUGUGUGUGUGUCCAAGCAUUCAUCAUCACAACAGCCUACUUGCUGGCCAAGUGUACAACGUCACUGAUGUUGUUGUCUGAAAGAAAAAAAAAAAAAAUCCCAACAGUUGUGUGUCAGAUGGCUCGGUCACAUGACCAUGGCUGCCUGCGAUUGGCCGGGCCGCUGGGCUAAAAAUGCUUGGCGCAAUCCCCGGCUCAUGAGUUUUCUUGGUGACAGUGACAGUGAGCGGACACAGCAAGAGCGGAUACCCAAAAGGAUCUUAACUGAGAAGGAAUCCCUGAAAAAAUACUGCAGGAAGGACAGAGAGUACAAAAGGAGGAGAAAGCAAUACGGGGGAUGACAUAGCCAAAGAAAUGAGGAUCCUACAGCUGAAUGAAUGUGUGAAAAUCUUGAGCUUUAACCAGCGUACCUAAGAGAAGGGGACCUCCCCAACCAAAGCCAAAGUACUUUUAUACCAAAGCAACAUAACCAAACAGAAACAAACCAAACUCAAACCGAGAAGCCCGAGAAGCCUGAAUCCGAUCGCUUGCAGUUCAUUCUACACUGUCGACAUGAAGCUGGAGAGCACACAGGGAGACAUGAGCGGCUGGAGGGAGAUGGACUUUGCCCUCAACUGCACCUACAUCGUGCCGGACCAGGUGUCGGACCCCAGCUUCAGCCUGCCCAAAGCCAUGACUUCCAUCCCACGGAACCUCACCUUCGAGUACGGCGCGGACAACGAGGUAACGGGUGUGUUCAGCAAAGAAUACAUCCCUCAGGGGACUCGUUUUGGUCCCCUUCAAGGAGACAUCUACACCAAAGACAGCGUGCCCAAACAGGCCAACAGGAAAUACUUCUGGAGGAUUUAUAGCGGCGGCCACCUUCAAAACUUCAUUGAUGGCUAUGACGUCAACAGGAGCAACUGGAUGCGCUAUGUCAACCCGGCACGCUCCCUGGCCGAGCAGAACCUGGUGGCGUGCCAGAACAACCGGGACAUCUACUUCUACACCCUUCGCCCGGUGGAGCCCAACCAGGAGCUGCUGGUGUGGUACAGCCAGGAGUUUGCCCAGAGGCUCUGCAGCCAGCAGCAGGGUGAAAUCAAACAGAAGUACACGAGUUCUGAAGAAGACCAUGAGCCAGAGUACACCAAACGGCACCUACCUCAGCAGACGUGGCUCACAGAACGAACAAAGGAGGGGGUGAAAGAAGAGAGGGAUGACGAUUGCGAGGAGAAGAUAGAUGUGGAGAUGCUGGAGAGAGACACUCCGCCUGACACGCCUGACGACCACGUCAUGGACUUCAGCAAAAAGGUUGAGAAAGAGGAGAGCAGCGACAGAGAUCCAGAGGGACGGGUGAUCAUUCCUUCCCCCCAGCCCGAGCACAGAGAGCUCGGCCUGGGCUUGAUUCACCCAUACCUGCACCAUCCUGAACUCCAGCCCCAGCACAGAAAUCUCCCUCUGCAUCUCCACGGCCUCUACGGCCACAGGGAGGGUCUUGUUUCAUCUUACCCCCUUUACCCUCAAUCCAGACCCCUCCAGCCUCCUUACCAGCUCCUUCCUCCCUACGCCCCACAUUAUCCCCGCCUCCUCCUCCCCUCGUACUCCCCUCCCUUCCAUAGGAUACUGACCACAACGGGACCCGUCCACCACAACAGCUACCUGGGCACAGACGGACUCCCAUAUCAACCCAUCAGCCAGCCCAAACCACUCCCAGUCUCCCCCCCCUACCCUCUGUCCCAGCAAGGGGGUUUGAAAGAACUCACACCCAAUGUGUGCCCAGCCACCCCAGAGCUCUCCCCUCUCCCCAAGGCCGCCAAUCAGCAUCAGUCUCCCGAGCAGUCGCCCUCUACUUGCGAGGAGGCCAUGAAUCUUAGCCUGGCUCCAACCAAAGGCAGCACAGCGCCACGCAACGGCCCCGGCCACAAAUCCCUGCCCUACCCACUGAAGAAGCAGAAUGGGAAGAUCAAGUAUGAAUGUAACAUCUGCUCCAAGACGUUCGGACAGCUGUCGAACCUCAAGGUCCAUCUCCGAGUGCACAGCGGCGAGAGACCGUUCCAGUGUAACCUGUGUAAAAAGAGCUUCACUCAGCUGGCCCACCUCCAGAAGCACCACCUGGUCCACACGGGGGAGAAGCCACAUGAAUGUCAGGUGUGUCACAAACGCUUCAGUAGCACCAGCAACUUGAAAACACACUUGCGCCUCCACUCCGGGGAAAAGCCAUACCAGUGCAAGCUGUGCGGCACCAAGUUCACCCAGUACAUCCACCUGAAGCUGCACCGCCGCCUUCACAGCACCCGCGACCGCCCCUACCGCUGCCAGCUCUGCGCUCUGACCUUCUUCCACCGCUUCUCCCUCCGCAUCCACCAGCGCAGCUGCUGCCUCGCCAACACCAACGCCCCCGUCAACGCGCACAUGAAAGAGAUGGUGGAGCGGUUCGACGCCAGCCAAGAGGCCGACACGCUUGCAGAGACGGCGUCAGCACCACAGGUGGAGGAGGCCGUGGAGCGGUGGUUGGCCCGUACCCUGGAAGGCGAGGGGAAGGAGGACCAGAAGGAGGCCACCAUUCUGCUGAAAGCGCUGACGGCGGCAAUUAACGCACCAUCGAUGGCGCAAUCAGCUACGUCGCACCACAGCUCUCCAGUGGCCUAUCAGGAGAGGGCCAGCGUCGUUCAUCUCCACACACGGGCGACAGUGAAAACAGAAGGACAGUGAGAAGGUGGAGGGGAAAACAAGGACAUACAGCAUCCCAUCAACCAAGAAAAGAGAUGUCGCCAAAAAAACCUCCCGAUAUUGUCCAUGAAGGGCAUAACGGGAGAUAUAAACUUCCAUAAUCCAAUGAGCGCAGCACCAAAAGAAGAGCAUUCCAAAGACUGAGGCUAUUCAGUGAUUGUACUUCCUCCCAAAUGUCAGUUUCAAAUGAAAUCAGGGAGGGAUGUUGUUGAAGCUGUGAAUUAUUUAAAACUCUUUUCACUCAGGUAGAGAAGUGUUUGCUUUUUGUGCUUUAACUUAUUACCUUUUUUUUUAAAAAAAGAAAAACAACUUUUGAUUCCUCUAUAUUUAUUUAGUUGUGUCAUAGCUUCUGCUAGUGUCUUUUUCAUGUGUGCUGGCAUUUUCCAAGGCGAUCUGAUCUUUUAGGAAAAACCGCAAAUGGACUCAGGAACGAUAUGCGGUCCAGUCUUCCCUUGUUAUGUUAUAUUUUUACUUUUUGUGUGUGACGGUGCGUUUGAGCUUUUGCAAGUGGAAGUUUUUAUAUGAACGACAGGGCACAGUGACGGCACAAACAACCUUCCUGCUCCUCGACUGUUUGCACCUAUUUUUAUUUAUUUAUGAUAAUAAAAAAGGGAAAAGAAAAUCAGGUACCUUCAAACUGUGUGUUAAUAAGCCAUUGCCAAAAUCAUAAUCAAAGAAAAUGAAUGUGUAGCAACGUUUUUUUAGUGGGGAUCAUUAUUCAACUCAAAGGGAGAAAAGAGGGUCAGACAGAGCAUUAAUCACUUUUUUCUUGAUUAACCAGCAACUACUCACAGCUAAUUCAGAAAGACGCACUGUUGCUGAACAUAAACAAAUGCCACGAAAAGAAACAAAUAGACAAGACCCACUGGAAAAUACAUUUUUUAUGUUGUCGGUUACUGCUUGUUAACCUUUUUUUUUUUUUUUUUUUACUGGGUUCAAAUGUUUCUGAUAUUUCAUAUAAACAAAGCUUUACUGUAAAUGUUAACCUGAGCUUCAUCCAAAUCUUCAUACAGACGUCGGUACCUCAUAUUCAGCAUUGGACAGCACAACCAAGAGACGCAGAAGCACAUUUUUGCAACACUGUCUAUAAUUUCGUCACGUAGCACUGGAUUUAAAAAAGAAAAAAAAUGCAACUUGAUCUGUGUGCUUUUGGUGUUACCCAAAACCAGAGGGCAGGGAUUUGUGUCCUUAGCCAGUAAUGUUCCUUCUUGUACCAUUUUGUAGUUCUAUUUUCUUAUGUACAAUAUGUUUGUCUAUGUAGUUCUAUUUUUGGAAACAGGUUAUAAGAUGUUAAGAAUUUAUAUGUGAGAGACUAUUUUGAUGGUGACUUUUAUAUUUACAUGAUGUAGCAUAUUAAAGAUAUUGUUUCUAUA